Molecule: messenger RNA, 1065 nt
Organism: Eurytemora carolleeae
Lineage: Eukaryota; Metazoa; Arthropoda; Copepoda; Calanoida; Temoridae
Exons: 6
Coding region: 79-915 (278 amino acids)
Source: RefSeq, a predicted model, not a curated record
UAUACCCUCUACUCUCAACACUACCGGAGUCGAGCAAAAAAACUUCAACAAUUAAGAAAGAAAUUCUCAAAAAAAAUCAUGAUCUGCGCAGAAAGUUUCAAUGAUUUUUCUUCAGGCGAAAUUACUUCUAGAAGCAUGAUGAAAGAUGUUGGUCGACUUGAAUCCGACAUAUCGGAGUUAUCAAGACUGGUUGACGCUGAUGAAAACCUAGAAGAUAUCGAAGGUCUGAUAGGAGAGUGCUCCGGACUACUAAGAGCAAUAAAAGAUACGGACCUAAGAUGUGUCAAAGAUGCCGUCUUUGAAACACUUAAUAAGGUUGAGAUGGGACUAGACCUAAUCCGUCAGAGACUCCUCACAUGUGCAUACUUUAAACUUUCAGCUCAGGAGUUGACUGAACUGCGGGAUGAUAGUGUGCGUCCAGCAGACCCUAGUGUGGAAUUUUUUGGACUUGAGUGGAGCAGUGUCUUCUCCAGAUGCUACAGCUUGGGAGUUGAACUUAGGUUGCUAAAGGCUGGAAUUAAACAGGACAGAUUCAGUACUGUGCGCCUGACCGCGUGUCUCUCCCUGGUAAAUCAGCUGAUCGCAGAAACUCAAAUGCACGCUGCCGCGCUCAACUCUGGACGUCUGAGCUCGAACCAUCUUUCCCUCCAGCUACGACAACAGCAAAUAUAUACCAAUAUUGGGCGGGCUUCAAGCUUCAGGAACAUGGACAACAGCGCCUGUGAGAAGGCCGGCAUGAACAAGAGGAAGCAGCAGAAGUAUACCGGAAGUAAAACUGAUUCCGCUCUAGCCACACGCGAACACAGGCAGAAAUCUGAGUCUAAGAAGGUUUCUGUAAAUGAAAAGCAGAAAUGCAGAAAAUCUUCAAUUCUCAACAGCUUUUCAAACAUUUUCAAGGCAGGACUUAAAUUGUAAAAUUGUGAUAGUAAUAUUGAAAAGCUCAAAUAUAACAAGUAUGUAUACAUGUUACUAUUUAGAAAAAUGAAAAUAUUUUUGUAAUUUGUUUAGAAUAAUUGUGAAUUGUACUGAUAACAUUUUCAAAUAAAUAUGGUUUAAUUGUUAAAA